This is a messenger RNA of Podarcis muralis (Common wall lizard), 1701 nucleotides long. RefSeq lists its product as uncharacterized. NCBI's taxonomy places the organism in Eukaryota, Metazoa, Chordata, Lepidosauria, Squamata, Lacertidae. The record is from RefSeq and is a predicted model, not a curated record. Gene Ontology annotation, cellular component: plasma membrane. Gene Ontology annotation, molecular function: protein binding.
CUUAAUCUCCCUUGGCUUCAUUUCACUUGUCAAAAGCCACCUCAUUCAUCUCAGUCCCCUCUGCCAUUUCUCUCUGCAAGGCAGUCCGCGUUCUUUAUCCAAUGCUGGGACAUGCACCUCCUGCUUCUUCUUUUGAUCUUCACCAGUUCAUUGACGCCUGGCUUGGGCCCCUCGACUUGCCCCUCCUCGUGCAAUUGCUCCCCUGGUGCCACUAUUUACUGCAACAGCGCUGGACUCCGCAGCCUCCCUAGGGAAAUUGCUGCUUCCACCAUCUCGCUGAACCUGUCCAAUAACUUUCUGCGCUUGCUGACCACCGACGCCUUCAGCAACCUCACCUACCUGAACAGCCUCUGGCUGGAUCGCAACAACCUCACUUUCCUGUACCCGGGAGCUUUUAAGUCACUCUGCAACCUGCGGGUCUUAUAUCUCAGCAGGAACCCCAGGCUGACCUACCUCCAUGCCAACACCUUCCAAGGCCUUCAUAACCUCAUCAGUUUGGAUUUAUCCCACUGCAACCUCUUUGAAAUCCACCCUUUUGUUUUCUCCCACCUCCCCUCUUUGGAAGCCCUCGACCUAACCUCCAACAACAUGCGUUACAUCCCACAAGCUUUCCGGAGCCUGACGAGCCUCACACAGCUGUCAAUGGAGAGGAACCACAUCGAAGCCAUUGGUAGAGACUCCCUGAAGGACAUGGGAGCCCUGAGAGAGCUGAACCUCCGGAAGAAUCGCAUCUGGACCAUCCAGAAGGACGCCUUCCUCCAACUGGACAGGCUUGGCACGUUAAAUUUAGGACACAACCGUCUCUCUAAUUUGCCUAAUCAGCUCUUCAGCGGAUUGACGCAGCUCAAGAGCAUCCACCUAGAGGCCAAUCGGCUCACCAGGAUCAGCUGCCCUUUCGACAGUCUCCAGAACUUGAGGAGGCUCUACCUCAACAACAACCGGAUUUUGUCCAUUGCAGGCCCUGCUUUCGCCCACUUGAAGGAACUGGACUUCCUCCACUUGAACAGGAACAACCUGAGCUACCUCUCCAGCCACCUCCUGGUAGAGCUCCCCAAGCUGAGAUACAUCUUCCUGUCACACAACCCUUGGCAGUGUGACUGCGGAAUGUUGUGGUUCGCCACUUGGAUCCUCACCUACCAAGGGGUCAUUGAGGGCUUGCACUGUGCCUUUCCCACCAUUCACAACACAUCUCAGCUUGGCCAGCAUGCUCAGGGGGCCUUACCCAGCUGCCCACCAUGGUCUGGGGUCAUAAAGGAAGAAGGCUGUGAUGGGCCCUACCCAAGCGGGGCUUCUCCCCUGGUUGUUGCUGCUGCUGCUGAGAAAUCGUUUUGCCUCCUCCUUGCCUGUUGGGCCUCGUACUCAGCUGUGUUCUCGUUACCUAAGCAACUGGGUAUCCACAAUCUCCUUGUCAAGGCUUUGUAACCCACCUUGAUUUCAAGCUGCCUGCUAUAAAGGGACAGAUCAUUUCUCUAAUCCCUUUUUUGGAGGGGGGUUUGCUCCCUGUCCAUUAAUAAACUGUGAUUACAGUUUAGCCCCCGCCAAGCUAUCAAUUAGCAAAAGUGUGAUUAAUGCUGCAGGCAGUGGCAUAGUGUGGGGGAGGGGCACAGGGACGGCUGCCCAGUGCGAAAAAUUGUUAGGGGUGCAAAAUUUCAACACCCGGUGCUGCCUCAAUACAGCUGUGUACUUCUGUCGCUCCAUGCA